AUGCCUAUCCAUGACCAAACAGAGUUUCAACUCGAUGACUACGGAUAUCACAACAUUACUUUAUCACCUAAAGAAAAUGUCAUCGUCCUAGACCUCGUCUUUUUCAUCUUUACCGCUACUUCUAUCAUCUUCCUCAAUGCAUUUGUCGUUACACUGGUCCUUAAACUUGGUUUUAAAAAGAUUACUAAAAAUUCAUUUAACUUUCAAAUCAUGAGUUUGAUCGUUAGCGACUUUAUGGUCGGAGUCUCGCUCCUCCCGACACAAAUCACGUAUUUCCUGGGUCAUCAUUCGGGUUUCGACUGUAGCGUACGUUGCGCGGUUUUCAUGAUCGCGUAUAUGGCUUCUCUACUCCACGUGUGCGUGAUAUGUCUAGAUCGAUGGUGGAUUAUUUACUUCAACAAAACUCAGAAGCGAAAGCAGCUCUUCCCAAGAUGUCUAUUUCUCCUAUUCGGGACCUGGGUAGCUGCCUUUCUGAUUGAAUUCAUCCCAUUUGUUCUCUGGCGAGAUGAGAACUCAGAGGUAUGCUCUAUCGCCAAUGUUUUUGGCGACUAUUAUAAUGAAGCUUUCGGGUACCAGGUAUGUACACAUAUUGCAGUCAUAUCCUGUAUAACCGUUUUUUACGGUUUAAUCAUUGGUUUCAUCUUAAACAAAAGAAAGCGUCUUAAUCCCGCUCACGGACGAAAUUCGGACGUCAACUCGGUUUCCAGCAGAAUCUCGGCAUUGGAAAAUUCUUCAAUGAAAGGAAAGUCUAUGCCGUACAUGAAAUCACAGCAAGACUUUUCAAGGAAUGGGACCGAGGUCCGUCAGCAAUCUAAACACGACAGUCGCCAGAACAAAGCCAUUCAAACGAUGGGAUUCAUCAUCGGCAGCCAUCUUCUCUGCGUUGGACCCCUUAUAUCCAUGCUUAUGAUGGAGAUCUUUGGCAACUUGGAGCGAACUUCCGUGUCAUGGCAUCACGUGGUCAUUUAUAUUGCCUGUUUAGGAUCCGCUAUUAACCCCAUUCUUUACGCAUUUAGAAUACCGGAAGUCAACAAAGCUAUGGCCAAAUUCUGUCGCGUUAACAAUACGUCGUUUGAUUGA
Ostrea edulis (European flat oyster) is the source of this 1080-nucleotide messenger RNA. Its product is annotated as 5-hydroxytryptamine receptor 1B-like. Gene Ontology annotation, molecular function: G protein-coupled receptor activity. Gene Ontology annotation, biological process: G protein-coupled receptor signaling pathway. Gene Ontology annotation, cellular component: membrane. The record is from RefSeq and is a predicted model, not a curated record. Bases 1 to 1080 code for a protein of 359 amino acids. The transcript has a single exon. NCBI's taxonomy places the organism in Eukaryota, Metazoa, Mollusca, Bivalvia, Ostreida, Ostreidae.